AUGCAAUACACCACCGCCAUCCUCCUCACUGCCGCGGGGCUCAUCUCCAGCGCAUCAGCCCACGGCCGCAUCCUCACCCCCACUCCACGCUCCCCCGGUGCCGCCAUGGCCUCUGCAUGCGGUACGCAAGUAGAAGGCAACCAAGCCUCUGACCCCAACGGCAACAUCCAAGGCAUGCUACAAGUAGCUGCUUCGCAAACCGACUACGACGCCGCCGCCUGCAACAUCUGGCAAUGCAAGGGCUACAAGUACGCCGACAACACGGACAAAGUUCAGAGCUGGACUGCGGGAGAAGUCGUGCCGUUUACUUUUGAUGUGGCGGCUCCGCAUACGGGAACUGCGAAUAUUUCGAUUGUGGAUACCGCCAGUAAUACCGUUAUUAAACAGUUGUUGUAUUACAGUGUUUUUGCAUCCACGGCGACGGGGGUCACGGCUAAUGAAACAAAGUUCAGUGUUACCAUUCCUGAGGAUUUAGGUACGCAGUGUUCGACGGCUGGUGCGUGUAUUAUUCAACAUUGGUGGGAUGCCGCUUCCAUCGAUCAAACCUAUGAAUCCUGUGUGGAUUUCACCGUCGGUGGUUCAGCGGCUGGAUCCUCUUCUUCAGCGGCUGUUUCCAGCGUGGCUUCUUCUACUAUUGUGGCAUCGACUGUUGCUGCUUCUUCUUCUUCUUCAGUCGCUGUUGUCGGUUCUUCUAGCUCGGCUGUCGUCUCGUCGGUUAGCUCGGUGGCUGCGGUUAUCACAUCGACUGCCUCGGGCGCCGUUCAAACUACCACUUUUGCUGCUCUGCCUACUACUCUCGCUACAAUUACAAAGGCGAGUACCACAUCUAGUGCAGCGGCCGUUGCUACUUCUGCGGCAGCUGAGGAAGAUGAUGAUACUUGUGAUGCAUAA
Molecule: messenger RNA, 891 nt
Organism: Sclerotinia borealis F-4128
Lineage: Eukaryota; Fungi; Ascomycota; Leotiomycetes; Helotiales; Sclerotiniaceae
Source: the annotation of a GenBank genome assembly